GCGCGGGAUGCGGCGGGAGGCGGCGCUGCGGUCCGCUGAGCGGCUUUCCGGUGGCAGAUGAUAAAACUGAGGCUUAGAGAAGCCCAAGGAAACACUUCCACCAAGCGGUAGAGAUGGCAGUCAAUUCAGAUAUUUUAAGGAAAGAAUCAGUUGUUUGCAUAUUUGCAUCGCAACCUCUAACCUCUCCUGAGGACACAAGGCUGUCUGACGAUUAAGCCCCAGGCGCGGCGCCGGGACUGCGGACCCAGCCUCUGAAUGCUGACUAGGUUUCUGCGCACUCCCAGCGUGAGGCAAGAACGUGUUUGUAGCUGGGAGGCAAACAGAACACCCGAAGCCGGAGCAAGGAUUUUGAAAAAUAGUCGUCUUAUGUAUAAAUUUAUUUUGCUGUUAGUGUUUUCUUUCUUUGCCCGUUUCAUUAUUCCUUAUUUCCAGUUUCUUUUAAAAUAGAUGAGUUUUGUUUGAUAUUCUCCUGACCAAAGUUUUGGUCACUUGUUGUUGAAUGAAUGCUACAGUCUUGAUUUUUAAAUGUUCUUUGUUUCUUUGUCAUUUAAAUACCAAGCCGUUGAUGGGUGGCCGACCCCCGCCCGUGGUAGAGAAAGCCUGGUGCUUUCCACACAAGAUGCCCGCGUGGCCUUCUCUCUAUGCAAAUGAGGGCCCAGCUGGCAACACCGGAGGUACUGGAGGGCGACACCUUAGGAGCUUGAGAUACGAGAUGGAAUAAAGAGAAUGUCCGAGAAUUUACCCAUCAGCGGAGAGCCCUGUCUGAGGGACUGAUGGCAUUUCAACAACGAGCUGCAGUUACCUGGUUGUAUGUGCUUUUCAAGUUUCUGUUCCGCUGAGGCUACUGUGUGUGCGAGCCUGGUGGCCUGACCAUCAUCGUUAACCUUAGAGUGUGUUGCCUACUGGUGAAGGAAAGGACAUACUCGGGGCCUCAGAACAGAUACUGCCACACCCUAGAGAUGCCCUAUUGAUUGUGUGGCAGUGUGUUUGUCUGGGAUGGCAACGCACAUCUUUCAGUCUCCGGAAAUACAUGGUUUUCAAUCUUCAGCUUUUGAGGGGUUUUGCCUCGAGAAAGACCCCAGUGCAGUGCCCCCUGCUGAGUCGCUCCAGGCAAGAAGACCCAGAGCCAUCAACAUUGAAACAAAAAGCAAAGGAGCGGUACCACACUGUCUCCGUCACAGUAGCUUUGUAGAGCGUGUUGACACUGGGACAUCCUGGAUGCCUUCCGCUCUGUUUCUGGCCAGAGCCUCCAGUGCGAUGUUGAAAAGAGGUGGUAAGACUGGUCCUCCUUGUGUUGCUGACAAUCUCAGGAGGAAAGCACUCAGCCAUUUGGAGGAAUUUGGACUUCACCCUGUAUGUGAAGACACAGAGAGAACAUCAUCUACAAACCGAGGAAUGGCCGAGACCACCAGAUCUAGGAGAGAGAUCCAACAGCUAUGGCUUGUAGCUGUGUGCGACUUCCUCCUUCACAGCUUACGGGGUCCUACCCACGGAAUGGAAAAUCCAGCCACGGUCACACCCGCCGUCCAGGUGGUGUUGGACAUGACAAUGAAUUCAUCACCGCCAGAACACAGUGCUGCUUCUAAACUGGUUACACAAUACCAGUUGUGAGCUGUACCACCCCUAAUGUGGAUCCCAGUCAGGACACCGAGUGACAUUCAGCUGUCCUAUCUCUUUGGGCUCCACCUGCCUGUGACAAUUUCUCUGACUUGCCUUGUUCCUGAUGACUUGAACAGGUCAAGUAUUCUGGAGAACGUCCCUUCAUUGGACCUUGUCAGAUGGUUUUCUCACGGUCAGACGUGUGGGUUUGGGGAGGAGGGCCACAGAGGUGAGGUGCGUGCUCAUUACUCCCUACCAGGGGUACAAGCCAUCCCCGACCUUGGUCACCUGAUGGAGGGUGUUUGUCAGGCUUCCCCGUGUAAACUUACUCCCCCAAACUUUCCAUAUGUGCUUUGUGGAAGGACGUCGUGAUGCUUGAGGGGUGGGCAGGGAGGCCCUCCUUGCGAAGGCAGACUACGUGCGUAAGUUAUUUGGAAAUCUUCUGCAUAGACGUGUGUUGAUUCUACUCCACUUAUUUAAUCAACAAUUUAUUUGCAUUAUAUGGACUCAUGUGGGCUCAAUAAUUAUAUGGAUUCACGCAGUAUGAACAUUUUAUUGUGCUUUGACUCUUAAUCUAAUACUAUGCUGUUUAGUUGUUGGUCAGAUUAUGCCAGCCUUGCCACCUUCUCAGUGGGUUCCUAGCUUCCCCACUGUGCCUUUCCGGGCUUCUCCUUACCCUGAGGCACCGUAGAACGAUCCAGGCUCCUUUUGCAUUUCUCAGGCCUAGGGUCAGCCAUUUCUCCUAAGAACCCUAGUGCCUUUUUAUUGGAGGAUGAUGUUCCAAACUAAGGUCUGGGCAAUAGGUGCAUUCAUUGCUCCUGGGGUCUGUUCCUUUUGGUCCCUCUCAGAUGGCACACAAGCAAACGUACGUGUGCAUACGACUGUGUGUCUGCACCCAUUGUAGAUACCUCAGUAGGUAGCCAGAUGUGUCUGUAUUAAGCUGAACACGGGUCAUACUGAUGUCUUCAGCUUUGAUGUGCUACACAUGGGUUGUUGGAGCUCCCUCCCCUCGCUCGUCUGUGAACUCCCACUCUAGAGGUGAAAGCACCUGGCACUGACCAUCCACUGCCCAUUGAUUUAAUUGUUUGUCUAUAGUGGCCCCGUUCCCCAGGGGAAAUGCUGUCUCUGCUAGAGUUCUGUACCCACGCAUGGUUCCCUUUGCCUUCUGUCUUCAGGCUUCACUCAUUUCCAGAGUGACGAAGGUCAGCACCCCCUUCAGUUCUGUCAUACCUUGUAAUACAAUUAAAUUCGUUUAUCAUUA
Molecule: messenger RNA, 2860 nt
Organism: Suricata suricatta (meerkat)
Lineage: Eukaryota; Metazoa; Chordata; Mammalia; Carnivora; Herpestidae
Exons: 12
Coding region: 997-1611 (204 amino acids)
Source: RefSeq, a predicted model, not a curated record